AUGGCACGACAGAGGACCGACGAAGGCGUGGAAGUUCGGUUGAGGGUGGGGUUCUACUUCGACUUUGCGUCCCACCCCUUUGCUCAUGCGGGCCUGUUCGACCACAGCCGUCCAGUGCACGAGGCCCUGCAGCGUCUGCCGGCCUACCUCACCCACUGGUUCACCACCCUCGCCUCCUCCCCGCAGCACAACCACACCACCGUGGCCCGCAUCGUUGCGAGCGGCCGUGCCAUCGAUGGCAAGCGAUGGCACGUCGAUGGCGAGCACCUGCGUCGAUGCCUGGAUACAACACCAGCGGCCGCCGUGGUGACGAUGGAACGGUCACGCCUCGCCUCGACGGCGGUGACGGUGAAGCCCAGCAGCAUAUGCGGUCGGCCUGGUGGUCGGCUCUACGUGGGAGCCGGUGCGCGGCUGCUUGGCUGCCACAUCGACCUCAGCCAAGGUGAUGUAUACAUCGGAGAGGACACGGUGGUGGACCCGUUUGCGUCGGUGUGCGGACCGACGAUCAUGGGCAAGAACUGCGUUGUGCGAACGGGCGCGCGGAUUCGGGGCAACUGCAUCUUCGGCGAUCGCGUGGUGGUGGGCGGGGAGAUCAAGUCGAGCGUACUCAUGGACGAGGCCUCCUUCCCGCACCAGUCCUACGUCGGAGACUCGAUCUGCGGCUUCCGCAGCCACUUUGGCAAUGGCGCGACGAGCGCCAACUUGGGCAUCUACGAGGGCAUGAAGGAGGAAGCCCAGUUCACACCCCUCACACUCCUCGUGCCUGUGACCACCACCCACGAGUCCAGUGAUUCUCUUCCUUCUCGACAGCAGCACAAGAAGGUCAACGCCGGCACCGCCAAGCUUGGCAUCAUCAUGGGCGACUACUCUCAGGUCGGGUGUAACAGCGUGAGCGACCCUGCGACGUUCCUUGGCCCACGCACCGUGGUGUACGCCCUGACCAGCAUCCGCAAGGGUUUCUAUGGCCCCAACGAAGUCCUCAAGAACAAGCCCUUCGAGGCCGGCGUCAUCGAGCGGGCCGCCUUCGUCAUCAACAAGCUCUAG
Molecule: messenger RNA, 1044 nt
Organism: Acanthamoeba castellanii str. Neff
Lineage: Eukaryota; Discosea; Longamoebia; Acanthamoebidae
Product: bifunctional GlmU protein
Exons: 6
Coding region: 1-1044 (347 amino acids)
Source: RefSeq, a predicted model, not a curated record